GCUAAAGGGAGCAAUUUGUGUUGGUCGAGUGAGCUUACUCAUCGUGAGAUUCUGUGUGUUUUUACCAAUCUUAUGACUGAUAUUUUGAUCGAAUCAAACGUUUGUUGUUCUAUUAUUACAGUGAAGUGUGUUUUAGUGAUUUAAAGUGAACAUUUCAGUGUUUAACGUGCGACAAUAACUGAUAAUCGGUAAUAUUGCCUCAAGUUCGCCGGCUGUCUUGUUGUCAUGAUGGAGUGUUUUUGUGAUGAUCAAAUGUAGCCGAAACGCGUGUCGAUACGCACCAGCGGAAAGGAUUAAAAUGCGCGAACGAGUCGAGUGAUGUGCGACAGUCGAUAACCGAGUUAUCGAUAAACAUGGCGACGAUGGAUCUCACUAACGAGGUGGUCCGGUUGCGGGCUGAACUCGAGAAGGUUUCGUCGGAGAGGGACAUGCUGCUGUGCGAGCUGUCCAACCUUAGGAGGGAGUUGGAGCUCAGCGAGCUGAAACAUCUGCAGGAUGACAGCUUCUCCCAGAAGGUGGACGAGGAGGAGAACAGCGGCGGCGUGACACUCCACCCGCCCGACGGGUUCUACUCCCACCAGCACAGCAUCCACAGCGGCCAUCAUGCUGUCCACGCGGAGCCCGACCGGGGCUACAUGGAGGGGAACCGCUACGUCACCGCCGUGCAUCGCCCGAUGCCAGCCCUAAACCAUUCGAACUCGUCAUGCUCGUCCGCCUCCAACGCGUCGACCGGCGCCGGGAUGUGCGCGGCUCCGGAGCCCGCACCGCCUCUGUACAUCGCAGCACCGCCGGAGGGCUUCGGCCACGCAGUCCACAACAACAGGCGUGGCACAGACGUUGGACUCAUUGGCACAACUGGAAUUACACAAAAAGAUCCAACUUUGCCCCAAAAACGGGGCAAGUUGACUCGAGGUCGCUACGAAAUGUCCCAAGAUCUUCUUGACAAGCAAGUGGAGAUACUGGAAAGGCGGUACGGAGGUCUAAGAGCGAGACGAGCAGCGGUCACCAUACAGAGGGCGUUCAGACGAAGACAGCUGCUUAAGAAAUUCAGUGCCAUCACAGCUAUGGCGAAAGCCGCAGAUUCUACUGGUAGAAGAUUGCAGGACGGAGAGCAUUUGCUGGUCAAUGGUAACGACAUCUACGCAAACGCACACAUACAGAAGAGUCCGGCGAACGAGAAGGUACUCGCGCUAACGCGGCCCAUGCGCUCCAUGUCGCUUCGGGAGAGACACGACAUCGAUCUGAAUAACCACAUAUCGUGUGAACAAAACGAGGUGGAAGCCAUGGUGGCCAGGGUGCAGCAGUCGGCGCACCAGAUCCACAUGAUAGCGUCGGAGAUACCGCCGCAUCAUAGAGGAGACACUGAUAGUGGGGUUUGCAGUUGUUCGGUGAGCGGUUCGGUCACCAACAUAUCUACAUCGUCGUCGCACAACGACUCGCUACACAACCACCAGUUGUUGAACAACUCAGGUCCCGUGUACGGAAACCUCCUGUCUUCAGGCGGCAAACCGCUGUCGUCGCCGACGGCACGGCAGCAGCAGCAGUUGGCGGCGAUACAGGCGGCCAAUGCGCGCCGGCACCCGCCCGAGGUGCCGAAACGCACCAGCAGUAUUACGCUCAACGCGGAGUCACCUGUAUCGCUGCGGCGGGAAUGCGCGCGCGGAUCGCUGUCCUCGGUACAGUCAUCAUCAUCGUCUAACUCCGACAGAUACCACCGCCCGCCGGAGCAACACAUUCACAUACAAGAGCAGCAGUACCACCAACGAACGGCUUCCGGCACUUUAUACGACGACCGGUACGCCGUGUGGAAGCGGCAGGAGGCCCCGCCCUACUACGACGCGCCCGCCGCCGCCUGCUGUCGCCCGCAGCACGAACACACGCACCAGCAGCCGCUCAAGGUAUCAGAAACAGUUCGAAAACGUCAGUACCGGGUCGGUUUGAAUCUGUUCAAUAAGAAGCCCGAGCGGGGUAUAGCUUACCUCAUAUCGCGGGGUUUCCUCGAGAACUCCCCGCGUGGUGUCGCCAGAUUCCUGAUAACGAGGAAGGGGCUCAGCAAACAGAUGAUCGGCGAGUACCUCGGCAAUCUGCAGAGCCAGUUCAACAUGGCUGUGUUAGAAUGUUUCGUCAACGAGCUGGACUUAUCCGGCAUGGCGGUAGACGUGGCGCUGCGCCGCUACCAGGCGCACUUCCGACUGCCGGGCGAGGCGCAGAAAAUCGAGCGGCUGGUGGAGGCGUUCGCGCGCCGCUACUGCGUCUGCAACCCCGAUUUCGUGCAGCGCCUGCGUACACAAGACACGAUAUUCGUGUUGGCAUUCGCUAUAAUAAUGCUGAACACGGACCUUCACACGCCGAACCUGAAGCCGGAGGCGCGGAUGUCGCUCGAUGACUUCGUGCGCAACCUCCGCGGCAUCGACGACUGCGGUGACAUCGACCGCGACAUGCUCGCCGGGAUAUACGACCGCGUCAAGGCCAGCGAGUUCCGACCCGGCAGCGACCACGUCACGCAGGUGAUGAAAGUCCAAGCUACCAUCGUGGGUAAGAAGCCCCACCUGGCGCUGCCGCAUCGGCGGCUGGUCUGCUACUGCCGGCUAUACGAGAUACCCGAUAUACACAAGAAGGAGCGCCCCGGGGUGCAUCAGAGAGAGGUGUUCCUCUUCAACGACCUGCUGGUGAUUACGAAGAUAUUCAGCAAGAAGAAGUCCUCGGUGACGUACACGUUCCGCCAGUCGUUCCCGCUGUGUGGCAUGCUCGUUAACCUGUUCUCCGUGCCGCACUACCCGUUCGGUAUACGUCUCUCGCGACGCGUGGACGGGCGACGGCUGGCGACGUUCAACGCCCGCAACGAACACGACCGCUGCAAGUUCGCCGAAGACCUGCGCGAGAGUAUCGCCGAGAUGGACGACAUGGAGGCCAUGAGGAUCGAGGGCGAGCUCAACAGGGGCAAGGGACGAACUACGGCCGGCCCUAACAGGAACGUGAUGGACAACCGUGACAGCGGGGUAGCAGACGUGGAAAUAGACCACCAGCAGUGCAUGGACCACAUGCAUGUGCAUGGAGUGGUCCUCCCGCCGCCGCCGUCGUGUCCGGCGCCGGCCGCGCCCGCCCGCCACCACAACCCGCCGCCCACCAGCAUCAUCAAGCGGAACGUGCUGAGCAACUCGCUCGUCGACAUCAACGACCCGGUGGCUCUAGCGGCGGAGCGUCUCCAGCGGCGCGGCUCGGUGGGGUCGCUGGACAGCGGCAUGUCGGUGUCGUUCCAGCAGGGCAGCCGCACCGCGCUGCACGCCACCUCGCCCCGCCACCCGCCGGACCAGCGCUCGCCAGGUCGUCUCUUCAGCGGCAUAUUCCCUGGGCGACAACGCAAACUCAGCGCUUCCGGCAUUCCGGACAAGCACGUCGGCAAGAGCACAGAGGUCUAGGCUGACGCAUCGAGUGAGAACUCGACACUGCAACUUACAUCGAGUGAAAACUCGAUACUGCAACUUAUAUCGAGUGAGAUUUUAAUUCUGCAACUUACAUUGAGUAAGAACUCGAUACUGCAACUUACAUCGAGUGAAGACUCGAUUUUGCAAGCUGCAUCGAGUGAAAACUCGAUACUGCAAACUUACAUCGAGUGAGAUCUCGGUAUAUCUAAAAUCGAUUUGCCCAUUUCAUGAAAUAGGUCGUUUCCUGAUGAUUUUUGUCAUCAAUACAGAACUCGAUUCAACACGAUUGAAGUCGUGAAGUCUUCAAUGUUUUUCGCGAGAUAAUUUAUUUCUUUCAAUGUACUUAACGGGGCAGUUCGCCGAAUGGGCUUGUUAUUUAAAUUUCACGAAUAACGCUUUAAAGUAGGUAUCGGCCAUUCAAAAGACGAUACAAUAUUUCGAUUUUUUACGCCCCUAUGUCUAAGUGCCAUCUCUAGUUAUUUUGACGUUGAAUUACGGUUUUACUUAACCCUUUAAGUGUUGAGGGUCUACUUUACAUUUGGGUGAAUCACCCAAUCGUUAGCACUGUACCCAUUAUUGAAAACCUAGAGGUUUGUUAAAAAAAAACGAGGAAUGCAAAUAUCAUUAGGUAUUCUUUCCUACUAUCGUAGACCUAUCUUAAAAUUAACCUGGUGUAUAUCUUGCUAUCACUCUCGAUCAUUGUAAAGAAAAAAAGAGAUACAAUGAUAUUAUAAUUCAGGGUUAAAUUUAUCCCUAAUCUGUGCAAGUGGAGUCAAUGGGCUAACAAUUGGGUGACUUACACGGGAUUUUGGAGGUUUUUAAUGAAUUAUAUCCAGGGUAUACGGAUCGGGAGUUGGCUAGUGCCAAUGUAGCUUAAACAUUGAUGAAUCUUAACGCUAAUAUAAACUAUGUUUGAUUGUAACAUAGUUUUGAUUUUAUCAAUAUUGAUUAAAUUGUCUAAAGCUAAAAUAUUGUCUAUGGAUUGCUUGAAAAGACUGCAGUAUUUCAUCUAGACUUAGCUGCAAACGCGACGGUUACUGAAAUUAUUUGACAUUUUCUUGACGAAUCAUUAAUAUAUUAUGUUACCAAUAAAAAGUAUUAUCGUAAAGAUAAAUUUAUCUCUCUUAGAAAUAAUUGUAAAUACGUUCGAAAUAGAUUUCAAUAGAGACGUACCACGGUUUAAGAAAUUUCUUUCAGCACGUUUAUUAUAGCUACACAGUAUAUUAUUGAAAAAAAAAACGAAUUUAUUCGAUGUUGUUAAAGAGUUUGAAUUUAGAACAUUUUUGAAAUAAUAGUUUUAUUGUGGGUAGUUUGAUAUUUACGAAUUCCUUUCAUGAGCAUUCGUAGAGUCCACGUGUCCUAUGUUCUCGUUAAGUUUGAAGUCAAUCAGGGCAAAGAUCCCAAUCCUACCAUUCACUAAUUGACUUUAGUCAUACAAUAAGUACUGACUCGUCAUUGGUCUAUUUCGCCGACGACACUUCAAGCUUAACGAGAAUAAACAAAUCAUAUUAUGCCCAAACGGGCUGUCCAAAGUCAUUAGUAUAUCCAUCGUCCACAUUAUAUAAUGUCCAUUGUUGAAUUCACUUAUAGAAGUUUCAUCGAGUAUAUUGUUCAGAGUAAAGAGUUCAUAAACUAAAAUAUAAUAGUAAUUUACCCAUAAUUAAUGUAAGUAUAUUAUUCACCUAAAAUUUUCCGUAUGUUUUCAAGCAUCGAUACCCAUAUAAAACUGAAAUAAUUCCUAAAGACAAUAAAUUUAUUUACCAUUGUCUAUGGUUAACCAUCGACAAAUUGUAUGUUUUCUUUCUUCUUUGCCUUUAAAUUGUAUAAGCUGUUACCAAUACUAUGCUUAGUUUCAACGUAAGUUACCGCCAAAAAUGCCUGCUUCGUAUUUUUUUCUAACCUACGCUGUCUCAAGAUGGCGGUAUGCUAAUGUCAAUGUCAAAGAAAAAUUCCAUUUUCAAACGAAUGUCCACUUUGUUAACUGACUUAUACAGACUGUUGAGGUUUUCUAUAUAAUAUAAAACUAUUUUACCGAUUGACGUGGUGGCGUAUUUCUUCCUGUAUACUAGUCCGAUAUACAAGGACAUUCCUGUACCCCGAUUAUUUAUUUUAAUUCGACAUUAAUGCAGCUUCGAUGAGGUUUCGAUGAAGUCUCAGCAUAAUAAAUCUGUCAAUGUCAAACCAAUGCCAAGCGUGUUCUGUGGUCAAACUGCAGAAAAAUAUUUGACGUUUAUUUGACAUUUUGUUGAAUACUAUUUUGUUGUUUGAUCGUUCAGAUCCAGAAGUUCUAUUAAUGUUGGAUUAAAAUUGUAAAGGGUACAUACUUGGCCAAAGUAUCCUACCUAUAUAAUUAAGACAACUGUUAAAUUUGUACCGGUUACUUAGAUUUGUUAUUUCUACUAUUUGAUACGAGGGUAGAUAGAAAAAAAAUUGAUUGUUAGGAUAUUCAGAAAGAGAAUGAUAUCCGGUCUUGAUCUAUCCUACUUUUCAUUUUAGACAUUUUCUAUCUCUGUCUGUCCAAAUCAUUGUAAUUUUAACAAUCACAGAGUUUAGGCUUCACUUCACAUUUUAACGUAACUCGUUCUGAAUUGUACUGCAUUCCAGACUAAGGGCCUGUUUCACCACUUCCUGAUAAGUGACGAAUAGGCUAUC
Messenger RNA from Aricia agestis (brown argus), 6077 nucleotides. RefSeq names its product IQ motif and SEC7 domain-containing protein 1 (gene siz). The record is from RefSeq and is a predicted model, not a curated record. The transcript is spliced from 23 exons. Gene Ontology annotation, biological process: actin cytoskeleton organization; regulation of ARF protein signal transduction. Gene Ontology annotation, molecular function: guanyl-nucleotide exchange factor activity. Bases 354 to 3419 code for a protein of 1021 amino acids. NCBI's taxonomy places the organism in Eukaryota, Metazoa, Arthropoda, Insecta, Lepidoptera, Lycaenidae.